GCUCCUACUCAGACUUUCAACGUGUGAGGUGUGUGUAUGUGUGUGCUGAGAUUGUAGGGUGUUGAGUAGGCACAUGGUUGCUCAUUUGUAGUGAGAUCCCACUUGAAAGAGACAGUGACAAAGAAAGAAAGUAAGAAAGCAAGCAAGCAAGAAAGAAAGAAAGACAGAGGGGCAAGACAAGAGGGAAAGGUGCCAGAACCAGUACAAGAGAGAAAGAAAUAAAGAAAAAAGAGGUAGGGAGAAACAAUAAACCAUUUCCACCUCCAGUACAAUGGAAGACUGUGCAGUGUCCUUCUGGAUUUACAUCGGAGUCAUGUCCAUCUUUGUUGGUGGAGCAGUGAAGAAGUUUCUGGCAUCCCAUAUGGGUGCCAUGCCCUCGGUGGUGGCAUGGCUGGCUGCCACUUUGCCUGGAGAGGCUGUGUGCCCUGUGCAUGCCUGCUGUGCUGGCAAGAUUGGUACUCUGUGUUCCUGCUGGCUAUACUUUUCAUGGGCUACCCCCAAAUCAUCUCUGCCAGUGGAGGGCAAGGCAGUUUUCAUAACAGGUUGUGAUUCAGGGUUCGGUAACGCUACGGCAAAACGGUUGGAUGAGAUGAGGUUCGAAGUUUUUGCAACUGUAUUGAACCUGGAAGGUGAGGGAGCCAAGCACUUGCGAAGGGUCUGUUCAUCCCGACUUACUCUCCUACAGGUGGACAUCACCCAGCCCCAACAAGUACAACAAGCGCUGCUCGACACCAAGACCAAGCUUGGCAUGAGAGAUUUGUGGGGGCUUGUAAAUAAUGCUGGAUGGUGUGUGAAUAUUGGGGAUGUUGAGCUCUCCCUCAUGUCCAACUACAGAGGAUGCAUGGAGGUAAACUUCUUUGGAACACUCAAUGUUACCAAGACAUUCCUACCACUUCUGAGACAGUCCAAAGGCCGAAUUGUGACAAUCUCCAGCCCUUCAGGUGAGCAUCCCUUCCCUUGUCUGGCAUCAUAUGGGGCUUCAAAAGCUGCUCUGAACCUUUUGAUAAACACUCUUCGUCAUGAGCUCGAGCCAUGGGGUGUCAAAGUCUCCACCAUCUUACCAUCUGCCUUUAAGACAGGGCAGAGUAGUAACACAGAGUAUUGGGAAAAACAAUACAAGCACCUGAUCCAGAGCUUGUCCCCAAGCCUUCUCGAAGAAUAUGGGGAAGAAUAUCUACUGGAGACCAAGGAACUCUUCCAGAGUCAUGCCAAGACAGCAAAUGAGGAUCUGAGCCCUGUAAUCGACACCAUUGUGGACGCACUCCUGUCUCCGGAGCCCCGAGUGCGCUAUUAUGCCGGGCCAGGUUUAAAACUCAUGUACUUCAUCUGCAACUACUUCCCUUUGGGCCUCAGUGACAAGUUUCUCCAGAAACUGUUUGUAAAGAAGACAGUGGUGCCUCGGGCCCUGAGGAAACAACAAGACCUUAACCUCAACAACAAUAACAACAGCAUAAAUGAUAACAUGAAUAACAGUAAUGUAAAGCACAGAGUGUAAAAACCACUUUAGCACCACUACUUUAUGAUCUGCAUAAAGUCCUAUGCUUUCAUUGUAUAUACUUUUCUAUUUCUUUGUUUUAUUGUAAAGUAUUGUGUAAUAUUUCGAGGGAUCACUAAUUGCACCAAAUCAUCUAUGUUUAGCUCAGUCUUACAAGUCAACUGACAUACUUUAGCAUCAUGAAGUUAAGUAAUACAAAUUAUAAUAACAAUAGUAAUAAUAAUACAAUUAUUAUUAUUAUUAUUAUUAUUAUUAUAAGAAAGAUAUCAUGCCCACAGGCCAUAUUUAUUGUCAAAACAAUUUCUCAGGUGAGGCCAAAUUAAACAGACAAACUCUAGUUUAUGUAUUUUUCAAAAUGCAUAAAUUCUGGGCGUUCACCAUGGAGACAUGGGACAUCUUCCAACGCCAUAGAUUUGUAGAGAUAUAGUUAUGAGUCUAGUGAUGAAUCGUAACUAAGCCACUGUUACUAAGGCAUGUAGUAUCAUUGACAGAAGCACUUUAAGCUUUUCUGUAUUACUGCACUGAGUGGCUAAUUAUAAUGUUACUAUGAUCAGGCCAGGGUCAGAUUGGGUCAGAGUGCAACAUCAAUUAAAUGUAGUGGGUUAUGUUCUUUUUGUUGUUUGUUUUUUUAGUGACCAAUUAAAUGGUUUGUAAAGUCAGGUUUUUAAAUGUAUUUUACUCCAUAGAUUUGCAUUUGUUAUUUUUGUGGAUGAUUUAUCCAUGUAUAAUUAUUAUUAUUAUACAUUUUUGGCAUAUUAGUGCAUUUUGUUCUUAAUCACUUAAACUGUGAAUUUUAUACAAACAUGGAAAAAAAAGAUUUUUUCUUUUUAAAUUGUUCACUUGAUCAUUCUUUAGAAUAUA
Molecule: messenger RNA, 2356 nt
Organism: Xyrauchen texanus (razorback sucker)
Lineage: Eukaryota; Metazoa; Chordata; Actinopteri; Cypriniformes; Catostomidae
Gene: hsd11b2
Product: hydroxysteroid (11-beta) dehydrogenase 2
Molecular function (GO): oxidoreductase activity
Source: RefSeq, a predicted model, not a curated record